Messenger RNA from Neodiprion virginianus, 3211 nucleotides. RefSeq lists its product as uncharacterized. Lineage: Eukaryota; Metazoa; Arthropoda; Insecta; Hymenoptera; Diprionidae. Gene Ontology annotation, biological process: phosphatidylinositol dephosphorylation; translation. The transcript is spliced from 11 exons. Gene Ontology annotation, molecular function: structural constituent of ribosome; phosphatidylinositol-4,5-bisphosphate 4-phosphatase activity. The record is from RefSeq and is a predicted model, not a curated record. The coding region runs from base 125 to 2275 and encodes 716 amino acids. Gene Ontology annotation, cellular component: ribosome; phagocytic vesicle membrane; lysosomal membrane.
UUUCCUCGUUGCAUUCCAGCAUAAGGUAUCGUCAGGCCGUCAUAUAGCAGUGAUUAAAGAAAUGCCGUAAUCCGAAUUCUGUUCAUUCAUACAAACUUCUACUUUGAAAUACGUUCAAACCACAAUGGGAGGAAAUCAGUCUACAUCAAGAGACAAGCCCAUAGCCUCCGUCAAUGAUAAGAAGGAGAUAACAGUCAAUGCAGUAUGUUCAAAGAAUCCAGAAGGACCACCACCACCCUACGAGUCUGAUAAUCAGAGUGUAAUUCCCGUAGGCAAAUGGAUCAAGUGCAAAGUUUGCCAAGCUAGCAUCGACACGUCAGGCAAAGAGGAUGAUCUUGUUAUCAAAUGCUGCCAGUGCAAUGAAGUAACUAUAUUACGAAAUGCCCCAUCUGGGAGGAAAUUUGUCCGCUGCAUUUGCAACUGCUUACUUAUCUGCAAGACUUCAGCACAGACGAUCCUCUGCCCAAGGCCAACUUGCGAGCGCAUAAUAAACCUGAAAACCUGUCCGUGGCGCGUGGAGAGGAUGAAAAGCCCAGGUUGUGACGAAGACUAUGAAGAUUUAACACUUAAAUGCUGCGCAAGUAAAGUACGGGCCAUAAGUUUUUGCAUAGCGUGUAAUUCUGUAUUCCAUCAAUGCUGCUUGGAUAAAUAUGAGAACUUGAAAGUUCUUGACAAGAUCACCGUCAUAUGCUGUCAAGGAGAUGUUACAGAUUCAGUGUCGCAUUCAGGAAUUGAAAAGGAGAACGACUCCGUAAAAUCUUUAAAAAAAGUAAUUCGGAAGCAGGUUAUGGAACUGGAAAAACUACGUUCCGACAAUAGCUUGCCCGAAGAGAAAUCAAAUUCCAAAAAAGAUCAGGCAGUUACUAGCCAAAAUGGAAACGAUGGUCCUAAAAAUGAUGACCAAAAUAGCGCCAACAAAUCUCUUGCGAAUGAAAACAAGCUGUUAACUAAAUUAGUAGAAGAAAUGGAUAUCAAAAGUAAAUUGCUGCAGGAAAAAAUUGAGUCACUACAGGAAAAAGUGAAUAAACAGAUGGAAACAACAGCAGAGAAGAUGAACAUACCAACUUUAUGGAGAGCCGUAACACGGACCUGUUAUCAAAUGGUGGCAAAAGCUCCGAUACCACAGUACGUCAGCAUCCCGUUGACACGCAGCAUUCACUGCAUGUUUAGUAACGGAUCAUUUUCAAUACUGUCUAGAACAGCCCUUGACACGACUCGAUCCUCACCCUCAUCUAAGUUACUAAGUGUGAACAACUCACCAUUGUUCGUACCAAGUAACGGUAUGAAAAUAAAAAGAUUACUCAAACUUCGUUGCAAACAUUGUUACUUUGUAUGGAGAAACGGAACACGUUAUGUCAUGUGCAAAGCUAAGCCGAGGCAUAAACAGGCCCGUCUUAUGCCACGCGAAGAAAAGUCUUGGAUAUUAUGCCAAGCUACACAGCAUCCUCAACGCGAUUGGUCUUUCUUGGACUCAUCUGAAGUUGCCUCUAUAUCGCAAUGCCUGUCACCCGAUCCAAUGCUUCAAACAGUCCAAAAGUCACUAGUAGCCGAUAAAAAUCUCUAUAUCUCUAAGAAGGAAGAUACCGCGCCUAUACCGGCUGCCGCUGAAUCCACAGUCAAUACAGUAUGUCCGAUCGGUCCAGACGAGUUACCGCCACCCUACCAGUCCACUCAGCAGGGUGGAAUCCCUAUGGUCACAUGCAGAGUUUGCCAAGCUAUGAUAGACAUAUCCGGCAAGCGGGAUCAACACGUUGUUAAAUGCUGCCAGUGUAACGAAGCUACACCGAUAAGAAAUGCUCCACCAGGAAAGAAAUACGUCCGUUGUCCUUGCAACUGCUUGCUUAUAUGCAAGAGUUCUUCACAGCGAAUUGCUUGUCCAAGACCAAAUUGCAAGCGCAUAAUAAAUUUAGCGCCUUCGCCAGUAACUCCGCCCGUUCUCUCUAUGCCUGGAAUGUGUAGAGUUGGAUGCGGACAUUGCCAUGACACAUUUCUGUUUAACACUUUAAAUAACGCUCUUGCUCGAUGCCCGCAUUGUCGCAAAGUAUCAUCCGUAGGACCAGAGUUUGCACGAGGUCGUGGAAUUGCAUUUAUUUUAAUCGGAUGUGUGGCUCUAGUCGUGGGAAUUGCUGUUACACUCGGCACGUAUACACUUGUAAGAACAAAUGGCGGUAUAUAUGUCGCUUAUGUCGGUGCAUUCCUGGUGGCGGUUCUCUGUUUUGGAAGAAGCAUCUACUAUUGUACAAUGAAGAUUAGCCUGAUAGAAGGCCCUAUGUAGUACGAAAAUAUUCCUGAGAAGGGUCUUUGGAUUCGAUAUUCUUAUAAUAUUAAUGUCUGUAAUCAAUUUAGAUAAAGUAUAGAUCAUAAUAUUUCGACAUGCUCUCGGUAUAUACCUAAUGUAUACAGUAUAAAAUAUAAAUAUCUAUUGUACUUGAAUCUAAAUAAUGGUUAUUUGUUUCAACUUACACAUGUUAUGCAUAAAUAAUAUUAUCUUGAAGAUAAAAUGAAUUUUAUGUAUAGGAGAAAAAAUGAAAUAAAAUCAAUCAAUAAAUAUAACUGGAGAAAAUGAGCAUGUGAAAUAGAGAAAAGUAAACAAGCAUUUUGUAAAAUAGAUACAUAUACACAGAUCUAUAUUAAAAUGUGUGAACAUACCAAGAUUUGUCAUGUUGUUUACUUUUCCAUGAUUUAUUAAUUCGCCAUAUACAUAAACAUAUAUCAUAUAUACUUUUUACAAUGAUGUAAGUAAUUUGCAGCUGAUAGACAUAUGUGUUUAUCUAAUUUUUUUUUUUUUAAUAACGAAUCUAUUAUUAUUAAUUAUUAUGUUUAUUUCUUUUAUAAAAAUAAAUUCGGUAAAAAUUUUAACAACCAAGUCUUUGCGUCUUUCAUUAAAUAUCUACCAAAACAUUGCAGAACUAAUCAUAAGUUGAAGUUAUUUAAUCGAAUAUGGAAUCAAUAGCAUAUUCGGGUUUUACGGAUGGCAUUUCACGUUUAAAAUUCGUCGCAAGAAAUUAAUUUCUUUUCAAAAUGAUUUGUCAAUGCUUAUGCUUAUUUCAGUUUACCACAUCAAAGUAGUUGUAAAAUUGUAGAUGUACUUUUUGAUAAAUAUUGCAGUACCGUAUAGAUAUUCGCAAAUGCGUUCGGAUGACUAACCCGAUAAUUAAAAUAUAUUUAACAAAAUGUUUUGAUAAAACUAUUUCUAAAAAUGCAUAUAUAA